Messenger RNA from Asterias rubens (European starfish), 835 nucleotides. Its product is annotated as phosphatidylinositol-glycan biosynthesis class F protein-like. The coding region runs from base 1 to 735 and encodes 244 amino acids. The record is from RefSeq and is a predicted model, not a curated record. The transcript is spliced from 5 exons. Gene Ontology annotation, cellular component: endoplasmic reticulum membrane. Gene Ontology annotation, biological process: GPI anchor biosynthetic process. Lineage: Eukaryota; Metazoa; Echinodermata; Asteroidea; Forcipulatida; Asteriidae.
AUGGCAGCGUCCAUAGAUGGCUCGAUGAGGUCGGGAGGAUCUAGUUUUUCGUUGAAAUUCACUAUUUUGGGCCAAGUUAUUGUAUUGUUAUUCACAUUAAUGGCAAAUGCAAUACUAGUGAUUCUAGAUAGUAGAUUUAAUUUGAUACAAAAUGCGUUAUAUUCAAUGAGAACGUUCUCAAUAGUUUACGGAAUUUUCCAGUGUGUUUUGUACGGAAUAGUUUUUCGGGAGAAAUUUGAUUCAGAUUUGGUUGGUUACAGAACUAGCAACAGGGUGACGGUGAUUGGCAAGAUUUCUCGAGUCAUAAAAUGCGCUCUUCUGUUUAGUCUCAGUUGCAUCAUUAUUCAUAUUGUUCUUAUUCUCUUUGGAGCUGCAGUGCAGGAAGCUGUUGAAGAGACGUCGAACUUGGCCAUUUUACUGUCUACAUUGAGCACCCUUCCUUGUCUUUGCCUGCUGGGUGGAAAUGGAGAGGCAUGGAACCGCUUUGUCAUCCAGAGAAGACCCUUUGUUGGCCUUGAAACCUGCGUCCAGUAUGUAGCUUUUUGUAGCCUGGUUGGUGCUUGGAUGGGAGCAUUCACGAUACCACUUGACUGGGACAGAGACUGGCAGGAUUGGCCAAUACCUUGUGCCAUUGGUGCUUUACUGGGCCAUACUAUUGGAUUGUUAGCAGGCUGCCUACAUCUUCUCUCACUCAUGUCCAAACAAAACUUAAAGAGCAAGAACAAAAACUUCUGAGCUUUGAAACCAGGUUCCACUGAGAGUCGUGGCCGAGUGGCCUAGUUCAUCGGACCCAAGCUCUGGUGUUGUCAGCAGAAGAGUGUGAGUUCGAGUUCCG